UUACAUUUUAUUUAUAAAAAUCUCCUAUUUCCCGUCUUGAGCAGCUUUAGGGUCUUCUUGUGCCAAAGGGAAAUGGCUGUUGUUAUUUUAAAAGGGGAUGUGAUGUGAAAAAAGAAAAGAAAAAGUGGCAUUUACUAACAAUAUGGUUGAAACAGGCAAAGUUGACCCUGGGAAGUUUUAGGUCAAAUGAAAAUAAAAUUAGAAAAAUGCAUUUCCCAUCAAAUGUGCCUGUGGCCUGAAAGUGCCGAGUCAUUGUUGAGCAUAAACUGUGGUAACACAGAAACUCUUAAAAGUACCCGUCAAACAAGAGUCCGGCUUCAACAAACUGUCCCAGAGGGUCAUGUGGUCAUGCUGUCGUUCCGCCUCUUUGACAUGGAGGCUGACGCCACCUGUCGCUACGACUACCUGGACGUCUACAGCGGUCACUCCCGCUUGGUGCAGAAGCUGGGUCGGUUCUGCGGGACGUUCCGGCCCGGCGCCCUCAUCUCUACCUCCAACAUGAUGAUGUUGGAGAUGGUGUCAGAUGAAGCCACCGGAGGAAGAGGCUUUCUGGCUUCCUUUAAUGCAGGGAAGCCACACAUGGAAGAGAACCAGUUCUGUGGAGGACGGCUGACCAAAUCUCAGGGUUCUGUCAAGACGCCCAACUGGCCCAACUCUAAUUACCCUGCAGGCAUCAGCUGCUCCUGGCACAUCUCCGUAGAACCAAGCAAUGUGAUCGAGGUGAAGUUCGUGAAGCUGGACUUGGAGCCUGACACGUACUGUCGUUACGACUAUGUGGCGUUGUUUAACGGGGGGGAGAGGGAUAACUCACGGCGGAUUGGGAGAUUCUGCGGAGACAAGGCACCAGGAAUUAUUGUGACAAAUGGGAACGAGCUCCUUGUUCAGUUUGUCUCAGACCUCAGUGUGACCUCAGAUGGCUUCAUGGCCCACUACAACAGUGUGCCCCGUGGGUCUCGGACACCCACUGCCGGUGGAGACUUCAUCUAUGGACCUCAGACCACCUCAGCACCACAAAAAGCAGUGGUGAAACCCACCAAACCAACCCCUAAACCUCGACCUGGUGUCAAGCCUAAACCCACCCCCAAACCAGCUAAAAAACCACUGGUGAAGAUACCGUUGAAACCUCCACCACGCAAGCCUAUCAAGCCUACAGUCAAACCAGCUAAAGCCAAACCAGCAAAGCCCACACCUAAAGCACCUGUGAAAAAGCCUAAACCUGGAGCUAAGCCUACACCCAAACCUAAGAUUAUUAAGCCAACGCUCAAACCAAGCAUCAAGGCUAAACCCACACGUAAGCCUCUGCUGAAGACCAAGCCCACCUUAAAACCUGGUGUCAAACCAGUGAAGCCAACCUCUAAGAGCGGAGUUAAACCAACAGCCAAACCAAAGAUUAAGCCUAAAGUGACACCCAAACCUGGAGUAAGCAAGACAGUGACAAAGAAACCUGUUGUGAGCAAGAAACCUUUACCACUGAACCCACUGUGUACACAAGCCUGUAAGAGGACAGGAACCCUUCAAUCCAGCUUCUGCCCGAAUGACUUCGUGAUUACGGGUAGGGUUACAUCUGUCACCGCUGGUACAAGGGGCUCAGCGACACUUGAGGUGUCUCUAAUCAAGGCCUAUAAGACAGGACGCCUCAACAUCACCAAAUCAGGACCCAUCAUGUCGGCCGUACUGACCUCCACCUGCAAGAGAUGCCCCGGGAUAACCAAAGGCCAGAACUACGUACUGAUGGGAAAAGUCGACGCACAGGGCAACGGCCUUCUCAGCCCAUCCAGCUUCACGCUCCUCUAUAAGCCAAUCCAUGCCAAAGCGCUGGCGAACCUCGCACGCAAACAGUGCUGACAUCACAGCUCAGCUCACCAAUCAGAUUGAGAGCCCUGACUAUCUCUCUGAAUACAUGUAACUUUACAUAAAGUGUUAAAAUAUUAUACUCCAAACAUCAUUUUUUUACGUAAUACAAUACCUUGAAAUAUAAUUUUAAAAG
Messenger RNA from Larimichthys crocea (large yellow croaker), 1987 nucleotides. It is a transcript of the gene pcolceb, whose product is annotated as procollagen C-endopeptidase enhancer b. Gene Ontology annotation, molecular function: protein binding; peptidase activator activity; collagen binding. Gene Ontology annotation, biological process: proteolysis. The transcript is spliced from 8 exons. The record is from RefSeq and is a predicted model, not a curated record. Bases 187 to 1845 code for a protein of 552 amino acids. Lineage: Eukaryota; Metazoa; Chordata; Actinopteri; Sciaenidae.